UAAUAAUAAUAAUAGUAAUAAUAAUUGAAGUCCGAAUUCACAUAACAGGUCCAGAGUGUACCCGCUGACGACAUAAUGCGUGGUCUUGUGCUUUCGCUAGCUGGAUCCAGUCCUUCAGACCUGACCAAGGCCAAUAUUACCAUCGAUGCUCCGACCCAAGAUGACCGCGAUGACGUCAUUGCUACAAGACCAGGCAUCAUCGCUCAGGUCAACAUUCCACCUUCGGUUGCAUCCGUCAUUUCGUCCACGGCCCCACUCUCAGGAUCGCCGUCGAAUGGCAGUGGUGAAUAUGUCCGGGUCAACUUCAAUGUAUUUUCAACUCCAGCCCUGUUUAUUUCUAAAUCAUUGCGCAAAUUCAGUGCAGCUAAUGAAGCCUUCAAUCGAUCGGCUAACUCUCCCGUGAUUUCUCUAAGUAUUGGUCAAGGGAAAGUUGCAGCAUUGACCGAGUUCAUCAACUUUACCUUCACUACAAUAAUGUCUGGAUACGUGAAUCCCAUGUGUUCAUUCUGGGAUGAGGAGGAGGAGGAUUGGUCCCAAGAUGGGUGUGUUCUUGUUUCUGGAAUCACAUCAUCCGAUGAUCGCUCUGAUGAGGAGACCGUGCGCUGUGCGUGUGAUCAUCUUACCAACUUCGCUGUUAUAAUGGAUAUCCAUGGACACGAGGGUUCAUUAAUCGAGGCAUACAACAUCCUGACUUACAUUGGAUGCUGUAUUUCUAUCUUUGGUCUUCUUGUCACAUUGGCAACCUACCUGUGGAACAAGGAUUUGAGGACCAAACAGGCUAACAAGAUCUUCAUCUGCCUGUGCCUGACAUUGCUAUGUCUCUACACGACAUUUGUCAUCAUGAUCUCUCUCGAUUCUACCAGAGAUUAUCGUGAGGUCCAAGCUGGACCCUGUGGGUUCCUGACGGCCCUAGUUCACUUCUUCGUUUUGUCGUCUAUUGCAUGGAUGGGUGUGGAAGGGUACAAUACCUACCUCAUUAUCGUGAAGAUCUUUAACACCUACAUCCAGAAUUUCAUGAUCAAGGCUUCCUUAGCUGCAUGGGGAAUUCCUGCACUUAUCGUGGUUCUUACUGGAGCUAUUGCUAGAGACUCUUAUGCUCAUGAUGAUCUAUGCUUUCUACAAUUCUGGGCUCAAAUCGGUGGUCUCUUGAUUCCCAUGUCCAUCAUCCUCCUUAUCAACAUUGUCAUCUUUGUCCUGGUGGUUCGACAGUUGCUCCGGUCAGCCAACAUCGCUGGUCGGGUGAAAAGAGAGGCUAAGGCAGAACGUCGUGAGACUAUCGAACGCGUCCAGAACGCGAUCUGCAUCUUGCUUCUGCUCGGUCUGACCUGGGUUACCGGAUAUCUUCUUUUAAUCCCGUUAUUCAGUCAGGUGGCUCAGCCAAUCUUCGUCGUCCUGAACUCCUUCCAAGGAUUGUUCAUCUUUCUACUCUAUUGCGUCCGGAAGCCUUUCAUUCGUAAGAAAUGGGGGCUAACUUGUUUCGACAAGUUCCUAAAGAAAGAAGCAAGCACUUCCAGCGGUGUGGUAAGCUCGACGGGGCUAUCCUCGUCAUCUGGCGUGAUAAGCAAAUUGCGUCCAGGAGCCUCGGAUAAUUACUUGUUGCCUACCAAAGACGACAAACCCGACCCUAUGUGUAGGUUCAAUCCGACCUAUGAUGUUAGCCAGGUUGAGGAAGGAGUCACACCACCAAUGAGCAAAGAUAUCCAGAGUUCCACCGAGGAACAGAAGAAGGACACGGAUCGUGAUGCAACAAGCACCGAUGUCGUGACGGUCAGUCUCCCUCUUGAUGCAUCUGUCGCAAAUGUCACUGAGAGAGGUGAUGGUGUUCUCUCCACCACGGAUGCUGACACGGUCAGUGUUACUCUAGAUUCAACUAAUUCCAGCAAAGCUACUGACGGUAACGACUAUGGUACUUCUACCAACAAUGAUGCUGCCAUAUAAGAUGCAGAGGGUAGCACCAAACACAGAGGUUUUUUAUUCAAUAAUGUCAAAGCAAGAAUAAGGUCUUAAGAGAACAUGAUGUUCCAAUGGAAUACUAGGCAGGGGAGGGGUGGACUGGACUGGGUGUCGACUGUGUCCCUUUCCCCUCUCCCGAUCAUAUUGCAAUUACCAAUAUACCGUCACCACAUAUUCGGGCAACCAGGUGUGGGUAUUUGUUAUCAUCUUUAUUAUAUUUCAAUCAUCAAUUUAUGUAUU
Messenger RNA from Strongylocentrotus purpuratus (purple sea urchin), 2193 nucleotides. Its product is annotated as adhesion G-protein coupled receptor G2-like. The coding region runs from base 76 to 1938 and encodes 620 amino acids. The record is from RefSeq and is a predicted model, not a curated record. Lineage: Eukaryota; Metazoa; Echinodermata; Echinoidea; Camarodonta; Strongylocentrotidae. Gene Ontology annotation, biological process: cell surface receptor signaling pathway; G protein-coupled receptor signaling pathway. Gene Ontology annotation, molecular function: G protein-coupled receptor activity. Gene Ontology annotation, cellular component: membrane. The transcript has 7 exons.